UACAAUUUUUUUAGAAAAUUAUCAGACACAUCAAAUCUUUAAGUUCAUUAUUUCCAUAGAAAAUUCAGUUUAGCACUGUAUUAAGUGUGGUUUUAGUGACUGUAUGAUGAUUAAUUUGUCAUUUUCAAUAGGAAUUUGUUGAUUUUGGUUUUUUGAUUGUAAAAAAGGAAUCCCACUAAACAAUUUGGGUUCACGUAUCUAUGGAUCAACCAGUUUCAGGUCGAAAUAUUGGCGGUACCAAACAAACACAAAUCAGUGGUUUACUAUGUAAAUACACAAAUGUAGUCAAAGGAUGGCAAUACAGAUGGUUCACCGUAGAUCCACAAACUGGAACACUAAGCUAUUAUAUUUGUGAAAAUAGUGGCGAAGAUGCGACACCGCCAAAUAUCGUUGGCAAUACACCGAGAUGGCAAGAGCAUUUGGCUGGUGCUGUUGUUUGUCCAAGUGACGAAGACUCUCGAACAUUUACAAUCGGUACAGCCAACGGUGAUACACUAAAGUUACGAGCAAACAAUGCAAGAGCACGUCAAGAAUGGGUGGACGCACUGCGUAAUAUUGCCGAAUGUCAUACACAGUCGAUCGGUUCACAAUUUGAGCUGCUACCGCCAAGAGAAAUCAUUGCCGCAUCAGAUGCUUUUGGUGAAGCGCGACAACAGCUGCAAAACACAGAACUAUGCAAUGCAAUGCUAACGAGGGCCAUUGAAAAUGUCGAACCACCACUUAAUUCAACAGAUCCUGAUUUACUUUUAUUGAAAGCCAUUUCGGCAUCAAGUACACAUUGUUUAUUUCAAUGUAUGAACUUACUACAACGACAUCACGAUGUAAGCGGCGAAAAUCGCUUCGACUACGUUUAAUGUUUCCUUAUUUUCAUGUAUUAGGUUUAAAUAUACUUUAAUAGCGCCCAUAUCAAUCAAUAAACAUUUAGCCAUUGUUUAAAUUGUUAAUACAAAACAAAAAUUGAAUGUCUAAAUUCUAUUUCUGAGAUGUAAUCUAGUGUUCAUUCAAUUUUAUUUGAGAUAUAAUGAUUCUUCGAUUUAAGAGAGAGAAAAAACUAAACAAAAAAAAUGAGAACAUAUACGACAAAAGCAAAAGUUAAACUUUUAAGUGUGUGAUAGUUUUCUCAAAUAUGUUGAGAUCAUUCAAUUCCCGAAAGCAGUGAUUAUGGCAUCUGAUGUAAAUCAAUAUCAAUGCUUCAAUUUAUUUUCAAUUAUUAUUAUUAUUUUUUGUAUGUGUUUGAAUGAAAUCAUCUCAUAUGUUCUUCCUACGAAAUAUUUUCAAGCCAAUAAAAUGUUGUACAUGACGGUAUGUGUUUUCAAUAUAUCACCAUCGAAUAUUCAUCAGCAUUCAUAAACGAAUAUCUCUUCUUAUACUCGCUUUUUUACAUCUCAGCGAUAGAAAAGUUAUGGUUUUUUUUAAGUUUACGCUUUUUUUAGAAAAAAUAUCCAGAAACAAGAAUAAAUCACAAUUUAUACUGUAAA
Contarinia nasturtii (swede midge) is the source of this 1478-nucleotide messenger RNA. Its product is annotated as oxysterol-binding protein-related protein 11. The transcript is spliced from 4 exons. Bases 201 to 854 code for a protein of 217 amino acids. The record is from RefSeq and is a predicted model, not a curated record. Lineage: Eukaryota; Metazoa; Arthropoda; Insecta; Diptera; Cecidomyiidae.